AUGCUUUCUGGUUCCAAUGACUCAAAACUGAAAUCACUGAUUAAUUACGACUACUACAACCCGAAGUUCCGAUUCUGCGAGCCUGCUGGUGGCCCAAAGCAGGAACCGGAAUCUCUAGGGUCUAUUCUGUUUGGGGACAGAAUAUUUAACUCGCCUUACGAUAUCCAUAUGUUGAAGGACAAUGCUACUUGCAAAACUCUCUGUGUAGCCACCGAUGUCACAGGCCAAGAGGCGAAAUUCAUCAACGAUCGUAUUCGUGAAGACUAUGCGCUUAACUGGCUCGUUGACGGACUUCCUGCGGCUGAAAUGAAGGUUGAUAUGAGAACGAAGGAAUUGUUCUUUGAUAUGGGUUUCAAUCUUGGCGACAAUGAAGGCGAACAUCAGAACUUGCCUGCACUGAAUAACCACUAUGAAAUCGUACUGAGGUAUCAUAAACCAACCCCAGACUCAUUUCGUGUCGUAGGGGUCCUCGUGUGGCCAGCGAGUAUCGGCGGUCCUCAGACGUCAACGCCGAAUUGCGACAUUCACGGUGCCCAACCCAUGAUCUUGAGUGAGGACGGGCUGCAAUCCAUCCGAUACACCUACCGUGUUUCGUGGAACGAAUCCGACACACCCUGGGCCACUCGUUGGGAUAACUAUCUCCAUAUCUUCGACCCUCGCAUACAUUGGUUCAGUCUCGUCAACUCUGUCGUCAUUGUCGUCUUCCUGUGUGCUAUGGUGUCGAUGAUUCUAUUCCGAAGUGUUUCGCGAGAUAUCAAUCGUUACAACGCCAUUGAUCUCAGUGAGGAUGUGCAGGAGGACUGGGGAUGGAAACUUGUUCACGGAGAGGUUUUCCGCUCACCUAGAUACCCCCUUCUUUUGUCAGUCAUGGUCGGGAACGGUGCACAACUAUGUGCUAUGGUCGCUAUUACUUUAGUCUUCGCUUUGCUUGGUUUCCUAUCACCCUCUAAUCGCGGCUCUCUGGCGACAGUAAUGAUGGUAUGCUGGUCGCUAUUUGGCAGCAUUGGAGGCUAUUUCUCCAGUCGUGCAUACGCCUCUCUAGGUGGUACAAAUCGCAGACAGAAUGCCUUCGUUACUGCAACAGCACUACCAACACUCAUUUUCAUUGUCGUCUUCCUCUUGAACUUCUUGUUGGCCGCAGGCUCAUCGGGGGCUGUUCCCUUCGGGACGAUGAUGCUGAUCAUCGUUUUGUGGUUUGGAAUCUCGGCGCCUUUGUCUGCAAUCGGAUCAUACUUUGGCUCUAAACGUGGGGCUCUGCAGCAACCAGUUCGAGUCAACCCCAUUCCUCGUCAAAUACCACCAGGCCCGAAAUACUUGAAACCAUGGGUAGCAGCACUCCUCAGUGGUAUUUUACCAUUCGGUGCUGCUUUCGUGGAACUUUACUUUGUUUUGUCCAGUCUUUUCGCCUCUAGGGCAUACUAUGCUUUCGGUUUUCUGGCGUUGACUGCAGGUGUGGUUGCGCUAACAACGGCGACAGUCUCGAUCUUGUUCACCUACUUCCUGUUAUGCGCAGAGGAAUACCGUUGGCAUUGGAGAUCCUUCCUGAUCGGAGGCGGCAGCGCUUUCUGGGUCCUGGCUUAUGGCCUGUUCUAUUGGGCCUCAAGACUAAAACUCGACUCAUUCACAAGCAUGGUCUUAUAUCUUGGGUAUCUGUUCUUGAUCUCCCUCUUGGACUUCCUGAUCACCGGUACCAUUGGUUUCCUGGCAUCCUAUUGGGCUGUCUCAAGGCUGUAUACUGCAAUUCGCAUUGAUUAG
This is a messenger RNA of Cyclocybe aegerita, 1755 nucleotides long. NCBI's taxonomy places the organism in Eukaryota, Fungi, Basidiomycota, Agaricomycetes, Agaricales, Hemipholiotaceae. The record is from the annotation of a GenBank genome assembly.